UCAAAAGCGUUUGAAACUGACUUCAUAUCUCUCACACAUAUCUCAGAGACAAAUCAAACAAAGAUUAUCACACAAUGGCCAAAUCUAACGUUUUCAUCACUGUCUCAUCAGUCCUUUGUCUCUUGUUCUCCUGUUCUGCUAAUGGCCAAAACACGGUCGGAGAGGAGCUGAUUGUACAGGGCACAGUUUAUUGUGACACAUGCGACGUUCAAUUCGUCACCAGGCUUAGCGAGCCCAUAGUUGGCGCGACGGUACGGUUGAAGUGCAUGGACUCUAACAACCCAAAGAAUAUAACGUUGGAGAAAGAGGGGACAACAGACCAGAACGGACAGUACAGGAUCGUCGUCGACGGCGACCAUGCCGAGGAGGUGUGCGAGGUUGUGCCAAUAAAGAGCAGCAAAGAGGAUUGUGCAGAGUGGGACGAAUCAAAGCAUCUGCAGCAAUCUGCGAAGAUUAGCAUCACCAACAAGAAUGGAAUCAAAGCUCGGCUUCGCAAUGCAAGCCCUAUGGGUUUCUCAAGGAAGCAACCUCUUCCUGAGUGCCCUCAGGCUCUCAAAGAGAUUGGAUUGAAGCCUGACGGCACCGUUUUAGAUGAAUAAUUCUUGUUAUUGUUUCAUAAUGCAUGUGUAUGAAGUAGGGUUGUGUUGUCCAUGCUAUUGUUUUGUCCUAGAGUUAUGUUUAUGCUCUAGAAGAAACUUAGCUUUUUCUUUAAUUUCAAACUAUUUAACAAUAAAAGGUUUUGCCUUCCAAGUCGGUGGUAUGGUUCAUUGAUUGUUUUGGGGAGAACU
Prosopis cineraria is the source of this 788-nucleotide messenger RNA. Its product is annotated as olee1-like protein. NCBI's taxonomy places the organism in Eukaryota, Viridiplantae, Streptophyta, Magnoliopsida, Fabales, Fabaceae. The record is from RefSeq and is a predicted model, not a curated record. The coding region runs from base 75 to 599 and encodes 174 amino acids. The transcript has 2 exons.